Penicillium bovifimosum is the source of this 1395-nucleotide messenger RNA. RefSeq names its product hydroxymethylglutaryl-CoA synthase (gene erg13). The coding region runs from base 1 to 1395 and encodes 464 amino acids. Gene Ontology annotation, molecular function: hydroxymethylglutaryl-CoA synthase activity. The record is from RefSeq and is a predicted model, not a curated record. The transcript is spliced from 3 exons. Gene Ontology annotation, biological process: acetyl-CoA metabolic process; ergosterol biosynthetic process. NCBI's taxonomy places the organism in Eukaryota, Fungi, Ascomycota, Eurotiomycetes, Eurotiales, Aspergillaceae.
AUGGCUGCUCGUCCCCAAAACAUUGGCAUCAAGGCCAUUGAAGUCUAUUUCCCUACUCAGUGUGUUGACCAGGCUGAGCUGGAGAAGUACGAUGGCGUCGCUACCGGAAAAUACACCAUUGGUCUCGGCCAGACCAAGAUGAGCUUCUGUGAUGACCGUGAGGACAUCUACUCCAUGUCCCUCACCGUCCUCUCCUCCCUCAUGAACAAGUACAGCAUCGACCCCAUGUCCAUCGGAAGACUCGAGGUUGGCACUGAGACCCUGUUGGACAAGUCCAAAUCUGUGAAGUCGGUCCUCAUGCAGCUCUUCGCUCCCCAUGGAAACACCAACAUUGAGGGUGUUGACAACGUCAAUGCCUGCUACGGUGGUACCAAUGCCGUCUUCAACAGCAUCAACUGGCUCGAGUCCUCCGCCUGGGACGGCCGUGAUGCCAUUGUGGUUUGCGGUGAUAUUGCCCUCUACGCCGCUGGUGCCGCCCGCCCCACUGGUGGUGCUGGUGUUGUGGCUAUGGUCAUCGGCCCCGAUGCCCCCAUUGUCUUUGAGCCUGGUCUCCGUGCCUCCUACCUCACUCACGCCUACGACUUCUACAAGCCUGACCUCACCAGCGAGUACCCCGUUGUAGAUGGUCACUACUCUCUCCGCUGCUACACCGAGGCUGUCGAUGCCUGCUACAAGGCCUACGGUACCCGCGAGAAGACCCUGAAGGCCCAGACCAACGGCGUCAACGGCGUCAACGGUGUCAAUGGCACCACCGAGGAGUCCACCUCCCCCUUGGACCGCUUCGACUACAUUCUGUUCCACGCUCCUACCUGCAAACUUGUCCAGAAAUCCUACGCCCGCAUGCUCUACAACGACUACUUGGCCAACCCCUCCAACCCCGCCUUCGCAGAGGUCGCACCCGAAUUGCGCGACUUGGAUUACGAGAAGUCUUUGACUGACAAGGUCGUUGAGAAGACCUUCAUGGGUCUCACCAAGAAGCGCUUCGCCGAGCGUGUCAACCCCGGUCUCCAGGUCGCCACUCAGUGCGGUAACAUGUACACCGCCACAGUCUACGGCGGCCUCGCCAGUCUGCUCAGCAACGUCGCUUUCGAUCCCAAGGAGGUCAAGCGCAUCGGCCUGUUCAGCUACGGUUCCGGCCUUGCAAGCUCCAUGUUCAGCGCCAAGAUUGUCGGCGAUGUCUCUAACAUGGUUGAGAAGCUUGACCUCCAGAAGCGUCUCGAUGCCCGCACUGUCCUUGAGCCCGCUGCAUAUGAUGCCAUGUGCAAGCUCCGUGAGCAUGCCCACUUGAAGAAGAACUUCAAGCCCGCCGGUGAUGUCGAGACCAUUGGAUCCGGUGUCUACUACCUGACCGAGGUGGAUGACAUGUUCCGCCGCAAAUACGAGAUCAAGGCUUAA